CGUCAAGGCAGUAGUAGGUCGUGCCCGGCAACUACAAUAUGGACAAGCGAGCUGUUGUCCACGCAUACCGUCAUCUCUAUCGGCAAGGUCUCAAAGCGCUUCAUUAUUCUGUACCUGCACGACAUGUCCUGCUCAAGACCUUGCGAUCCGGAUUUCGUUCGUCCUCGCCAAACGAUUUUGAUUCACAAAGGAUCGCAAACACUGUGCGCUUUCUCCAGCAAGCAACUGAUGUCGCGGGCCUCGAGCACAAGAUUUUGAAGAAUUUGAUGAUCAUUAGGUAUUGGGAACAACCGCAAGUGAGGAAAAAUGCUCGAGUGUAAGACUCUAUGGAUACCGGAAAAUCUUGUGAACCAACAAGGAGACAGUGCAAUUCUGACCUUGCUGAAGCCUGAAAGGUAUAGGGAUCGAAGGAAGCGAAGCCCAUGCCCGAAAAGAUGCCAAUGAACAGUUUGAGUUGACGCUCAUUCUUCUGAAC
Messenger RNA from Aspergillus glaucus CBS 516.65, 475 nucleotides. RefSeq lists its product as uncharacterized. The transcript has a single exon. The record is from RefSeq and is a predicted model, not a curated record. Bases 39 to 320 code for a protein of 93 amino acids. NCBI's taxonomy places the organism in Eukaryota, Fungi, Ascomycota, Eurotiomycetes, Eurotiales, Aspergillaceae.